AUGACAGUUCAAGGACAACAAUCAUCAGGACUUACAAGUCUAACCCCGGAGGGACGGGCAGCACACUUGUGGACACCGGGCCAGGAACUGGCUGCAAAACUGCUCUUUGGCGGACUCGGCUGCAUGACUGCCGUCGUCUUUACCCACCCAGUCGAUGUCAUCAAGACCCGGCUCCAACUCCAGGGCGAGGCUAUCGCUGUUACUACCACCACCUCUGUCGUCCUCCCUUCCUCAUCCACCUCCGUCCUUGCUGCGACUCAUACUCUCCACCCAACCAUAACUUCAUCACCAACAGCAGGAGGUGCAGUCAUGAGAGCAGCAAUAACACCAGCAACAACAGUGACAGCGACACAGACGACACAGACACUUGGGCUCAUCCCAUUACUACGACAGAUUUUGCGCACAGAGGGACCAAGGGUCUUUGUUGCAGGAUUGGCGCCAGCAGUACUACGGGAGAGUGUCUACUCGACAAUUCGGUUAGGCAGCUACGAUUACUUCAAGGGUAUCUACAGCGGGAUGGGAGCAGCGGGACUUCGCGGAGGUGAAGAGACGACGACGUUGGUCAAGCUGAUGUCUGGACUCACGAGUGGGAUGAUUGGUAGUGCCAUUGCCAACCCCACCGAUCUCAUCAAAGUCCGCCUGCAGGCAUUCUGGCCCAGUGGAAAACCACGUUACGCCUCAAUUGCCGACGCCUGCAGAUCCAUCUACGUCGAAGAAGGUAUCCCCGGCCUCUACCGCGGCGUGAUCCCGACCGCAGCCCGCGCAAUGGUCGUCACCGCCUCCCAACUCGCCUCCUACGACACCACAAAACAUUGGCUCCUCAAACUCCGUGAUUCUCAGGGCCAAGCUCAGUUCCACGAGGGAUACUUAACCCAUCUCUGUGCCAGUACCGUUGCAGGAUUGGUCUGUUCCAUCUCAACAUCGCCGAUUGAUACUGUCAAGGUCCGAUAUAUGAACCAACAGUUCAAUGCCCAGGGAAAGGGGCAUCUAUACCGGUCAGCGAUCGACUGUGCGGUCAAGACUGUUCAGCGGGAGGGACCUUUGGCAUUGUAUAAGGGCUUCUUGAUGUGCUGGUUGAGACUUGGUCCACAUACCAUGCUUUCGUUGAUGAUCUUUGAGAAACUGCGGAGCUUUGUCGGGUUGAAUCCUGUGUAG
Linnemannia hyalina is the source of this 1155-nucleotide messenger RNA. The record is from the annotation of a GenBank genome assembly. NCBI's taxonomy places the organism in Eukaryota, Fungi, Mortierellomycota, Mortierellomycetes, Mortierellales, Mortierellaceae.